AUGAUUAAAAUGAAGAGGCGCGCCUUCGCCUUCAGCUUCGCUUACUCUUUGCCGCGUAAUCUCCAUACAAUGGACGGUCGGCGGAUGGUGAUAGAAAGCUCAGCGUGGCACGACACAAUGCCCCGCCCUCAGGCGACGCACGCUCUUAACUCAAUGCCUUUGGGACCACUUUGCAAGGACGCGGCUAUUGUGCCAGCAUCGGGACUUUCGAUAAAAAAU
This is a messenger RNA of Iphiclides podalirius (scarce swallowtail), 219 nucleotides long. NCBI's taxonomy places the organism in Eukaryota, Metazoa, Arthropoda, Insecta, Lepidoptera, Papilionidae. The record is from the annotation of a GenBank genome assembly.